Olea europaea var. sylvestris is the source of this 456-nucleotide messenger RNA. RefSeq lists its product as uncharacterized. The coding region runs from base 1 to 456 and encodes 151 amino acids. The transcript has a single exon. The record is from RefSeq and is a predicted model, not a curated record. NCBI's taxonomy places the organism in Eukaryota, Viridiplantae, Streptophyta, Magnoliopsida, Lamiales, Oleaceae.
AUGGACGUUAGACACAUCAUUCUUGGUCGACCUUGGUUGUUCGAUUUAGAUGUCACUAUCUAUGGUCGAUCAAAUUCAUGUUCCUUUGUGUUCAAUGGGAAGAAGAUUCACCUUAAUCCUUUACUGCCAAAACUUGUUGACUCACAACAUACCAAGAAAAUUGUGGAACGGAAAGGGUUACAUAUGAUUAGCCCUACCGAAUUUGAGCGUACACUCAAAGAGGAUUCUGUUGUGUUUGUCGCGAUCGUGAUGGAAGUUCCAUCGGAAUCUCCAAUAUUGACCCAUGAUGAGAUCCAAUCAGUUCUUCAAGAGUUUCAAGUUGUCUUUUCUGAAGACCUCCCUGAUCUAUUGCCCCCUUUACGGGACAUUCAACAUGCUAUAGAUCUUAUCCCUAGAUCGUCUCUUCCAAAUUUACCUCAUUAUAGAAUGAAUCCUACUGAGUAUGCUGAGCUUUAG